UCUCAAGCACCAAAGACCAAAACUUAGCACUGUGGGCCAAACCCAGAUUUUCCCCCCUUCUUCCUCAAUCUUCCCCUUCCUUUUUCACUAUUAAAGGCUUCAUCCUCUUCCUCGCUCAGCCCCCCUUCCCUUUCCCUCUCUCUGCCUCUCUCCCCUACCCACCCACACACAAAGCAUAGCUCUCUCUGUCUCUGUUUCUCUCUCUAUCUCUCUCUCCCCAUUCUGCUCCAAGUAAUAAUGGCCCAUGCGGGAGAAGGCAAACCGGAGGCCAAGGAUACAGAAGAAAGCCCAGAGCCUCUUAACCAGAAGACAUGGGUGUUGAAGGUCUCCAUCCACUGUGAAGCCUGCAAGAAGAAAGUCAACAAGAUCCUGCACAAGAUCGAAGGAGUUUACAGAACGGACUUCGAUUUAAAGCAGCAGAGGGUCACGGUGACAGGGAACGUGGAGGCCGAGACAUUGAUCGCCAGGCUCGAGAAAAAGACACACAGACGCCCCUCAUUGCUGCCGCCCGACAAAGCUCCCAUUAAAGCUGCUGCACCCAAAGAGAAAAAGCAGAGCAAACCCAAGCCUAAAGAUAACCAACAGAGCAGUAAUGAUGAUGGCACUGGAGGAGGAGAGGCAGAGGGCCCCAAGGGCGAUGACAAAGCUGGGAAGAAACCUGAGCCUAUAGAGCCGGAGGCGGACGUCGAGGCUGGCAGAGAUGGCGGUUCCGGUAAAAAUGGUGCCGGGGAUGUAAAAAGUAGUGCUGGUGAUGGAGUGGAGGCCAAGGAGGAGAAAGGAAAGCAGCCGGAGGUGGCGAAGGAGAGGGUGACAGGACCGGUCGGCGACCAGCCAUCAGUCCCAAAUAGAGCGGCAGCCAAGAAGGUUGGGGACUCGGAGAAAAGUGGCACCGGCGCCGGCGGGAAAAAGAAGAAACCGAAAGGGAAAAAUGGGAAGAAUGAAGUUAAUAGUAAGGAGGCUAAAAUGGGACAAGAUGUUUCUAGUGGAGAUGCACCGGCGAGCAGUGAGAGAUCUUCGGAUCCCGGUCCAAGUGCGGACCGAGGCCCGGGAGGGGGCCCGAUGAACCACAUUCCUUUGGAUCAGCAUUUCGAUGCAUAUGCAAACCUGAAUCCGUAUCCGCCGCAUUACUACCACGGGCCUCCCAUGAACGCUGUCACUCACCACACAAUGUAUCCCGCCAGCACCUAUGGGACAUCCUACUACGCCCCACAACCUCCACCGAACUCCUUCACGUACGUGCACCCAGGUCAAGAAAUCGACCGGGCAUCGCCGUACUCAGACCCAUACUCUCACCAGCGAUCCGAUUCGUUCGAGAUGUUCAGCGAUGAAAACCCUAAUGCCUGCUCGGUCAUGUGACAAAGAAUGUCACGGAUGUUGCUGCGCUGUGAGCUAUCAUCUCCCCAGAAUCCCGAUAUCGGUGCAGUGAUACUAGUACGAAGAGAAGUGCGAUUCACGGGUGCGAUGGUAAUCGUGCUUGUAUCUCUAGACUUAAUUAGGUUUUUAGGCAAGUACUACUCCAAAGUGAAUUUGUGGUUGUGGAACUUAUACUACUUGUGUAAGUUUAAGGAGACUAUAAUUUUUGUAAUAUAUGGUUAGAGUUAGGCAAGAGAGUAUGGCUUUUAGUUUUAAGAGUAAUAAGAAGUGGGCUUUGGGAAUUUUGAGGUUAGUGACUUAGGGGUCCCCUUUUCCCCCUUUUUUUUUUUAACUUUAUUUUGUACUUUUAUUUUAUAUAAUUAUCAUUCCAAGGCCCAUGGUUGGUGGAGGAACUACUUUGUAGCUUUCUUUU
Molecule: messenger RNA, 1786 nt
Organism: Punica granatum (pomegranate)
Lineage: Eukaryota; Viridiplantae; Streptophyta; Magnoliopsida; Myrtales; Lythraceae
Source: RefSeq, a predicted model, not a curated record